This is a messenger RNA of Diaporthe batatas, 486 nucleotides long. RefSeq lists its product as uncharacterized. The record is from RefSeq and is a predicted model, not a curated record. Bases 1 to 486 code for a protein of 161 amino acids. The transcript has 2 exons. Lineage: Eukaryota; Fungi; Ascomycota; Sordariomycetes; Diaporthales; Diaporthaceae.
AUGGCUGGAGCCUCCUCUCAGGCGGCUGCUGUCGCCGCUGUCAGUGGCAGUCCUAGCAGCCCAAAGAGCACGAACACGAAAUGGAACGAGGAGGCUCACCGUGCCCUCAUUGGUACCCUCUUAGAUGUGAUGGAUUCCUCUGACAAAAAGUGGCGGGCUCACCUAGAUCUCAUGGUUGAGAAUAUGGAAGGACGGGGCCAGCAGUUCUCUAGGGAGGGCAUCCGUGUCCAUUUCCUUUUCAGCAUCUCGAAGGGAGAAAAGGCUCCUCCGAACGACAAGCAACGGCACGCCCCCACAAGCACAACCAGCCUCAGCCUCCUCAAAAUGCCUACCGCGUGGGAUGCCACCCGUGAGCGAGACCUGCUCGAGGAGAUUUACUUCGUGCUGUCGUCCCGCCAGUCGCUGUCCCAAGAGGACAAGGACGCUGUUGUUGAGGGAAUGCAGCAGAGAGGCUAUGCCAAUCUCAAGUGGAACGCGAUUCGGUAA